AUGGGGACCUGGAUUUUGUUUGCCUGCCUCCUGGGAGCAGCUUUUGCCAUGCCCCUACCACCUCAUCCUGGGCACCCUGGUUAUAUCAACUUCAGCUAUGAGAACUCAUAUUCUCAGGCUAUCAAUAUUGACAGGACUGCAUUAGUGCUUACCCCUGUGAAGUGGUACCAGAGCAUGCUAAGGCCACCGUACCCUUCCUAUGGUUACGAGCCCAUGGGUGGAUGGCUGCACCACCAAAUCAUCCCCGUGCUGUCCCAACAGCACCCCCAGACUCACACCCUGCAGCCUCAUCACCACAUCCCAGUGGUGCCAGCUCAGCAACCCGUGGUCCCCCAGCAACCAAUGAUGCCCGUUCCUGGCCAACACUCCAUGACUCCAACCCAACACCACCAGCCAAACCUCCCUCCGCCCGCCCAGCAGCCCUUCCAGCCCCAGCCCGUUCAGCCGCAGCCUCACCAGCCCAUGCAGCCCAUCCAGCCCAUGCAGCCCAUCCAGCCCCAGCCACCUGUGCACCCCAUGCAGCCCCUGCCGCCACAGCCACCUCUGCCUCCGCUGUUCCCCAUGCAGCCCCUGCCGCCCAUGCUUCCUGAUCUGCCACUGGAAGCUUGGCCAGCAACAGACAAGACCAAGCGGGAAGAAGUGGUGAGUAUGCCUUGA
Molecule: messenger RNA, 657 nt
Organism: Nycticebus coucang (slow loris)
Lineage: Eukaryota; Metazoa; Chordata; Mammalia; Primates; Lorisidae
Gene: AMELX
Product: amelogenin X-linked
Exons: 5
Coding region: 1-657 (218 amino acids)
Biological process (GO): multicellular organism development
Source: RefSeq, a predicted model, not a curated record